Aedes albopictus (Asian tiger mosquito) is the source of this 1277-nucleotide messenger RNA. RefSeq names its product programmed cell death protein 2 (gene Zfrp8). The coding region runs from base 103 to 1161 and encodes 352 amino acids. The transcript has 6 exons. Gene Ontology annotation, cellular component: cytoplasm; nucleus. The record is from RefSeq and is a predicted model, not a curated record. Lineage: Eukaryota; Metazoa; Arthropoda; Insecta; Diptera; Culicidae.
UUAAAAACAAAAGGUCGCUUCCGAUCGCACGUGUUGCAGUUGCGUCCGUUGUGUAAAUAGUUUACGAGAAUAAAUUUUUCAAAUUUGCUUGCAUUAUACAAUAUGGAAACUAGCGUAGACCUGGGAUUCCUGGAACCGUGUGAAGAGUGGCUACUAGCCAACAAGUUUUUCCGCAGCAAAGUCGGCGGAAAGCCAGCUUGGCUGGAACUGAAGAACAUCCCUACCCCGAAGGAUUUGCUUUGUGAUGAAUGUGGCGAGCCGUGUGUGUUUCUUUGCCAGGUUUAUGCUCCUUUGGAAGAACAGGAACGGUGUUUCCAUCGGAUGCUGUACUUGUUCGUAUGUUUGAAAGCCAGCUGCUAUCAGCCCAAUCAAAACAAAAACAUCAAGGUACUUCGUAGUCAGUUACCACGUAAAAACGCCUUUUACGAUUUUAACCCUCCAAAUGAGGACCAACGCUCGGAAGCGGUCGCAUCGCCGGUGCCACUCUGUGCAGUGUGUGGCUGUCGGGGUCCCCAGCAGUGCUCCAAAUGCAAGAAAGUGAACUACUGCGGGGUCGUCCAUCAGCGCAUAGACUGGAAGCAAAGCCACAAGGCGGCAUGUGGGACAGCGACGGGUGAUGGUAGCCAGUGUUCUACCAUUCUGUUUCCUCAGUUCGAAAUCGUUACGGAACCGGAGGAAAUCGAAUCAACUAAAAAGCUCUCCGAGGAAGAGAACGUCAAGAAGCAGAUGGAGGAAUACGACAAACUGGUCAAGGAAGGGAAAAUCGGAGAGCUUAGUGAGGUAUCCGAGAGUGAAAUGGACACCUAUGCUGAACAGGUGGAGGAUAAGCACUUUGAUAAGUUCAAGAAACGAGUGGCAUUCGAUCCGGAUCAGGUGUUACGAUAUGAUAGGAAAGGAAAUCCGCUGUGGCUGUCGCCGGUUGAGCCGACUGAAAUACCCAAUUGUGAACUUUGUGGAAGUGCUCGAGUGUUCGAGUUCCAGAUAAUGCCCCAGUUGCUGAACAGUUUGAAAAAUGAAAACAUUGACUGGGGAACUUUAGCCGUUUUCACGUGUGAGCAAAGUUGUUCCACCCUCGACAACUCGUAUGCCAAGGAGUACGUCUACAAACAGGAUGUCAUCAGUACGGACCCACCAAAGGCGCUAGAAGAAACCAGCUCCUAGGUAAUACGUGUAACUUUACCAUUUAUUUAUAUACUCUGUAUAAUAAACAAAUCCCUGCGCCUUGUAUCCUCCCAUCGAGGAUACAAGCUCAUCAAUGAUUAAACUGGUUAAAUGCA